Amorphotheca resinae ATCC 22711 is the source of this 1239-nucleotide messenger RNA. RefSeq lists its product as hypothetical. The transcript is spliced from 3 exons. The coding region runs from base 1 to 1239 and encodes 412 amino acids. The record is from RefSeq and is a predicted model, not a curated record. Gene Ontology annotation, biological process: protein lipoylation. NCBI's taxonomy places the organism in Eukaryota, Fungi, Ascomycota, Leotiomycetes, Helotiales, Amorphothecaceae. Gene Ontology annotation, molecular function: lipoyltransferase activity. Gene Ontology annotation, cellular component: mitochondrion; cytoplasm.
AUGGCUCCCGCGAGGAGACUCAACUCUCUGUUGAAGGGACGCCUCUGUACAAACCAUUCCUGUAUUCGUCGAUAUUCCGACUUUGUGCGGGCAGCAACCGACUCCUCCAACAAAUCCCAGAUCUAUAUAUCCCGAAGCCUCGACCCCUAUCUAAAUCUCUCCAUCGAACAUUACCUCCUGCAGAAAACACCGGCGGAUUCUACUGUGUUGUUCCUGUAUACGAACCGCCCGAGCAUAGUAAUUGGGCGAAAUCAAAAUCCGUGGCUCGAAGUCAAUCUGGGGCUGCUCAGGAAUGAUCCUCUCGGCGUCGAGCUCGUCCGUCGGAGAUCGGGGGGAGGAACGGUUUUCCACGACGAGGGAAAUGUCAAUUAUAGUGUGAUAUGCCCAACGCUGGCAUUCAAUCGAGACAAACAUGCCGAAAUGGUGGUUCGGGCUUUGCGCGGGCUCGGAGUGGACAGGGCGCUUGUGAACGAGCGUCAUGAUAUUGUACUCGGGAACGUCCCAGCGCCGGGAGAUGCGAGGCCGUUGAAGAUUUCCGGAUCCGCCUACAAACUGACAAGGCUGAGAUCCCUCCACCACGGGACCUGUUUGCUGUCCUCUCCCAAUAUCAGGAAGAUAGGCGCGUUCCUGAAGUCCCCGGCGAAACCAUUUAUCAAGGCCCGGGGAGUUGACAGUGUCAGCUCGCCGAUUACUAAUGUCAACGUACCCAAUACUGCCUUUGAGCAAGCUGUCGUGUCUGAGUUCAGGGAUCUCUAUACCGGCGGGGAGCUGAUACUGGUGACGGAGGAAGCAAAGGACGUGCCGGAGAUUCGAAAGGGUUUUGAUGAGUUGACUUCUUUGGAUUGGAUAUAUUCGCAAACCCCACAGUUUACAUUCUCUACACACGCGACAGAGGAAGAUCCCCGAGAGAGGCCUCAGCUCCCUGGUGAUCUCACUGACUUUCAGUUUCGUGCUAGCUUCACGGUCCGAAAUGGGAGUAUCUCAAAAGCAAGUUUUGGAUUUGGGGGCACUUCGCCAGUAAAGGACGUCGAUGGGGUAGAUGGUGGCUUGAUUAAUAAAAAGCUUCAAGAAAUUGAAAGCUGGCGAGGCGUUCUCUCAAACUUAGCUCUGCCCGGGAUGCGGUCAACUUUGGGGUCUGCAGGCACAUUCAUGGAUACCCUAUUCGGCAAUGGCGACAGAAUCUCAACAGACGUGGCCAAGGAUUUCUCUCGGCUAGAACGUGGAGCUCAGAGCGACUAG